AUGGCGAUAUACAAUCAAAAUUCAUGUUUUUAUGGUUUAUUAUAUAAAGCACUUCGACAAGAAAAUAUUGAUCUACUAUUUUAUUCUCGAUUUUUUAUUUAUGAUAUUAAACAAGAACUUGAACAAAAUAAAUGUUCAUCAUCAAAACGUGUUUAUCGAGGUCAAAGAAUAUCCUUAGAAAAAAUAAAUAUGUUAAAAAAUCUUCGCGGACAAUUUAUUUCAUUUAAAUUAUUUCUUUCACCGAGUCUUGAUCUUCAUGCAUCUCGAUCAUUUCUAUCAAAUUCAGAUAAUAGUGAACUAGUCAUAUUUCAUAUUGAUGCUUAUUCUAAACUAAAUCAUAUUAAACCAUUUAGUGAUAUCACUUUAAAAAGUUCUUAUCCAGAUGAAGAAGAAGUUCUUUUUAUGCUAGGAUCAAUUUUUCAAUUAAUUAAUAUUUAUCAUCAUCAAUAUGGAAUAUGGAUGAUUCAGAUAAAACUAUGUAGUUAUAAUGAUCGUCAAUUAAAAUCACUUUUUCAAUAUAUAAAAAAUGAAUAUGAUGAUGAAGAAAAAACUCUUCUUUCGUUUGGACAUAUUUUAGAAGAUAUGGGAAAAUAUGAUGAUGCUGAAAAAUAUUAUCGUCGAUUAUUAAAUGAAUUAACUUAUGAUCAUAUAGAUCUUGCUGCAUGUUAUCUUUCACUUGGUAAUGUAGUUCAUGAAUCAAAUCUUGAAUGA
Molecule: messenger RNA, 711 nt
Organism: Rotaria sp. Silwood1
Lineage: Eukaryota; Metazoa; Rotifera; Eurotatoria; Philodinida; Philodinidae
Source: the annotation of a GenBank genome assembly